Messenger RNA from Amoebophrya sp. A25, 7355 nucleotides. The record is from the annotation of a GenBank genome assembly. Lineage: Eukaryota; Dinophyceae; Syndiniales; Amoebophryaceae.
CAACUACUUGUGGUGCACGCCACGUCAACGCGCAUGAUGAUGCACCCGCUCUCGCUCUCCUGUGUGUUUCUUAUACAACAAGGGACAUUCGCGCUGCGAGUUGCCUACCCUCCUGUUUCCGAAGAGAAAGAGCAUGGAGCUGGCGUUGCAGCUGCAGAAGAUGCAGUUUCUGAAUCACUGGGAGGUGCAUCAUCGAUAUCAUUGGGAGCAGGGCCACAGGAAGUGGCACCAGGAACUCCUCUUUCACAAACAUUUCCACCUGAUCAUCACGAACAAGACCUCCAAAAAGAACGUGAAGAAGAGAAUGAGCAUGAUCUUCAACACUCAGCUCCAGUUCCAGAGCCAUCUUCAGCCUCAGCUGGUGCGGCGGGCGCGAGAUUCCUAUUAAGACAAGUACCGCAUCGCCCGCGUCCCGGUCCCGAACACGCAGCUCAGGGUCAUGCAUGGGAUACCGUGAGCAGUAAUCCGACCUUUUUCAGUGACCCUGGCUCAUCUACUGCUGGUGACAACUUGACUUAAGAAUUGGGCCCUUGUUUUUCUUUAGAAAUUGAUGUUCAAUAGGUCUAGGUUCUGUUUCUGCCUCAAAGAUCAAGAUGUUCUUGUGUAAUAUAAAUAUUAAAUAAAGAUUUAUUGCUGAGCAAUAAAGUAGGUCUUCAUCUUUUGUCCAUCUCCUAGUAGUAUGUCUAUUUCUGCUGAACUCUAUCUUCAACGCACGACUUGCUCUAAUUCGCAUCCACAGCUGCUGACAACUCAUCUGCGGAACAGCCGGAAGGGGCUUCUACGUCAAUACUGGCAUCAUCAUCUUCAUCUUCAGGCAGCGUGGCUCCUUUGGGUGGGGAAUCUGCAAGUGCUUCUGCCAUGAGCCCUGGAGGCUCGACCACUGUGCCUGUUGUAGGGGAAGGGGAAGCUGCUCCUGUACAAAUGCAAAUAUGCGGGUUGGACGAAGAUGAAAAAAACGAACAUGAUCAAGGCAUCUCUGACGAAGAAAAAGAGGAUAUCAUCAACAACGUACUCGUGCCCAAAUUCAAAGAGCUGUUCAGAGCAACACCUUCGCAACUUUUUUCUUCCUUAGCGGAUUUGGAGAGAGAAAGAGAUCGACGUCAGAAGGACUUAGAGAAAAGUGGUCAACGCCUCGUAGUUCGCAACACGUUUCUGGAACUGAUCCCAUCUCUCGAUGAGAGCGAAGAAGAUGGUGAAGAAGAAGACGGAGCUGCAGUAGAUGUUGGAGAUGAGCAAGGUCAACAAGGUCAAGGUGCCCAUGAUAUCGUCAUGCCAAAAGACAAGCACAAGCUCUUCCAGCCAAAGACGAGAUCGCUGAGUGUAGGACAUAGUCCACGAAGACGAGCAGGGCAAGCAAAAGAAGCAGCAGCUAGUAAGAAAUUACUGCACAAGAAUAGAAGAGUAGAUCAUUUUCAAAGCGAGGUGGGGCAGCAAGAACAUCUUCAUCAGCAAGAGGAUGCUGAGCCGUGCGAUAAAAGUGGUAUCUGGACACCCGAGCCUGAAGACGAUGAGACGAUUCGAAAAUUCUCACCAGAGGCAAUGUCCUGGUCUACGCAGCCACCUAGACCAGCUGAUGCUGUUGACGUCGAAGAAGCUUCACAAGUAGAGCAACAUCAGGGAGAAACACAAUCACUGGAAGGUCAGCCUGGUGAUUCUCCUGCUCGUGUGCAUACCUCGGCCUACUUUAACGCGUUGAAGUGUCAAAAUCUUCUGACAGAAUUGUUUGUCCACCACGAAAAUGAUGAGGACCACGAGGAACGACAUGAUGAUGACCGUGACGCACGUGGACGUGGAGAAGUGACUAGCGAACAUAGUACUAGUCCUAGAGUAAAAGGAGACGAAGAGAAAGAUCAAGUAGUUGUACAAGGUGAUGCUGGGAAUACCAUCAAUACUUCUACUCGAGGGUCCUCUAGCGGGAGUAAAGAAGCAGCUCAUCAUCCUCAGCAUCAAGGUGCCACGUUGCUGGAGAAAACACGAAGUAGCAAUGUUCUUGCUGGAGAAAAACAACUACUCCCGCUUAACUACGGGAGUCCUCCUUUGUGGGUACUAGAUUCUGAUGGGGCGGUCACGCCUUCACAGGUGACACCUCCACCAGGGGCCUGGAACUUGGGUUGUUAUCCCUAUCCCUACAACUACAUGCCACAGACACAGCACGUCGAUAUGCGCCAAGAUCAGUAUCAGUGGACAGCAAUGCAUAUGAGUUCUUGCUAUGAUUAUAUCGCUUCCCUUAGUAGUACUAGUGCUCCUAGUAGUGGAACUGGAGCUGCAGCUGGAGGUGCUGCAGCAUCUUCGAGUGGAGGAGCUGCAAUAGGACAAGAAGGAACUCCUUUUCCUGAAGCAGGUACAAGUGCUGGAUCUGCAGCACUUGGAGGAUUUCCUUUCCCUGUGCUGAUGCAGUAUCAUGCAAAUGCAUCAUCUGCUACGGCUGCAGCUAUGAGCUACUAUUAUUCUGCUUGUUGUUGUUCUCCUGCAGCACCUGCACAGCCACAGGGUCCCCAACAAGGCUGCAAUGUUCAACAAGACGCGGACCAAGAAGGUGGACAACAUCAGGCCCAACCAUCAACGUCAUCAGGUAGAUCAUCAACGAAAGUAUGUGGUCCUGAAGAACUACAUCCACAAUACAUCACGGGCACUUCUAUGAUUACACGACCACGACCAGCUCCUGUGAGAGGGAGUUCUGAUACGCGACCGCGAGCCACGCGCUGGCUGGGUCGUAGGGGUCGUGCUCCCAUGUCCUACGCCGACUUGGAGACCAAGCUCUUGGAGCAGGCGAGUCGUGAAUCCAAAAAAAAAAGAGGAGCUAUGUGGCUUGCUCUCACAGAGGUGCGCUCUCGCGUACUUCGAGGUGAAGGGGAUAGUACCUACUGUACUAAGGGCAGAAGUGCUGCUGGUCCUCAAGAAGGUCAACAAGAUCACGAGAACAAAGCUAUGGGACUUGGAGAUGGAGUGCAUUCUUCAUCAGAUCACGUAGUAGACCAUUUGGUGGAUACCAGAGGAAUCUUCGAUGAUCCCCUGGAUGUCAAGGGAAGAACUAACAAAGAAAAACGAAAGCAGCAAAGAAGCACGCUGCUGGGCAUGAGCCAAAAUCAACGGCAGAGGACUCAAGAAAUUCUGAAACAACAGAAGCUUCUUCGUGAAUAUGAAGCACCAGGAUUCUCUGUUACGGCGGGUGCUGCGGGCUUGAUGUAGAGAUAAAGCUUAUACUACUACUACUUAGAAGAUAAAGAUAUUAAGUUGACUCAGUCUGAGCAGAAGGUACUAUAUGAUAGCUAUUUUCUAAGUCAGGAGCAGGAGGUAUACUGUUGAUAGCUAUUUUGAAUGAAGAGUCAGGGUCAGCUCAAGAAGUGCAUCGGAUCCUUCGGAUGUUGUAUCAGUAUCAGAACUCCCCUAUCUGAAAAAUAAAUGCGAAAGUAGUCUUGUUCAGCCACAUCUUGUAUGUAGUUAUAGUAGAGUAGUCCAAAUCAAAUCCUGCAUACACUCUCUCGCUUCUAAUUCCUACGAUGACGACCUCAAUAGCCAAAUGGAUAUCUUCGAUGACGGUGCUUCGGUUAUCUCAGGAGUGUCUUCCAAAAGGAAAGCUAAUGGUGAUGGCCCUUCCACGACCAAGUGUUGCCGAGCUCCAACGACUUUGUUUAUACCGUAUCUUCCACCGCAUAUGAAUCAGCUGAAUUUUGCGCAAUUCUUGAGCGACAUGAUCACCCCACACUUCAGUAUGGUCUACAUUCCGACCUUCAGAUCAGGCGUCGACGACGACAAGAUGCCAAGUUAUGAUGAUCAUGUGAAGUACAAGUACUGUCAUUGUCAAGUACUCUUGGAGGUGAUGUACUAGUAAUCUCUAAAAAUACGAAUUCUCGUCUCUCUCUAUAUAUUAAGACUAUAGAAUAUGGUGCGUGAUGAAUUAUCCCUCCACAAGAAGGACAAGGACAACUAACAAGUAGAAUUAUAAGUUAGAGACCGAAAAGGAACAACAACAAGAAGAGUGAAUCGUGUAAGACGUAGAUGAGUUACAACUACCACGUCUAGGAUAGAAAAUAUAAUAGCGUACCUAAGACCAAGUCCCUCUUGAUGCCCACCUUCCCACGAGACCUGACCCCUUCAUCGUAAAGGCGGGGUGAAGACGGAUCGCGACAUCAAACCCUGGUACUACGAUUACAGCCCGCCUGCAGAAUACGAAGAUGAAGAUGGCCAAUCCAUUCGGUCAGGCGCAGAAGGUAUACUCUUGAUAGCUAUUUUCUAAGAAGGUAUACUCUUGAUAGCGAGUUGUUGUAGCUUAGGGCUAUCGUAGAGCUGAUCUAUCGCCCCACUGCUCCAGCGCCGAUUCUCUGCAUCAAGGAUAUUGAAACUGGGAAGGUCCUUCCCGUAGGUUGCUGCAGUACAGUAGUCACCUGUCUUGUCUACUUCGGUGGAUGAGGUGGUAGUGGCUGCUGAUCAAUUCCUAACCGUCACGGUUCGACCUGUACUGCUAGCCUCUUGGCCUCGGCCUCGCUCUCUAUCAGAACUAGUCUCUCCGGGUGCUUCGGGCAGCACACCUAUCAGAGACGCACACAUGACAUGAGCUGAUCUAUCGUUACCUCAAGUUGACCGUGCUAUAAGAAUUAUACCAUAGGUGGCCUCGUUCAAAAUACAUCUUCCUUUCAAACAAUUACAACAGGUGUCUCGUCUCAUCAUGUAUGGGAGCCGCGUAAGUGGCAUAAGGGAUACGCGUUUGUCAACUUCCUAACUCAUGCGGACUACCUCCAUGCCCUAAAGCUGCUGCGAAAUGAUUGGUCGUUUUUCUUAUGAGAAGUUAUCAUUAUUUUGAUCUUGAGCUUCAAUUGAACACCAGACUCUUUUCCUCUGCACUCAGUCCCUCUAUUCCCUUCGCCAUUUGAAGCACUGUUCUCUACUCUGCUUCGAAGCUUAUAUUUCCGUUCGGCCUUCCAUCACUUAUUGUUCCCUUUAUUAUCCCUACAACAUCAUCUUCUCAUGCUCAUCUUCUAAAUUUCGGCGUUACAUUUCCAGCGCGCCUUCAGACCAGCUCAGACAGGACCGCGACUCUAUCCGGAAAUUUGCUGAAAAACCGGUAUCGAAUGCCUAAAGCGGCAAGCGAACAAGUUAAGGUAAGUACACUGCUACUUAUUAUAUAGAGGACACAUCCUUUCCCUGCUUUGGCUACUCCUAAUUGAAAUAACACGUAUGGAACUGGAAAUGGGCGAAUAAAGCUGCGGUCUUGUUGAAUUAUCUCCACGACCCUAGGUUAAAAAGAAAAGUGAUAGAUACUAACAAAUGCCAACUCUUCUAACCCUUGCCUCGGAAUAUAGUAUGUAUAUGUAAAAAAAGUAUCUUCUUGUUCUAACGCUUGCAUUGGAAUGUAUGCGUCCAAUCAUCGCAUGCAAAGACUGCGACACAUGGCAGUCUCCGGGACUGGCCAUAGCUUCGCGGAAUAUUGGGGCGAGCCGAUUUUCUUUCUGCCAGAUGGGACACAGAUAGACGGCGACCUGAUCUCCCAAGCCUUAUCAACGUGUCGCACAACUAUCAUCCAAGAAGGACCUCUGAUCUUGAAUAACAUGCCAGAAGGUGACAGAGAAGGACAUCAAGCCCUUUGUUCUGGACAAGAGGAGCAUGGGUAUCAACAUUGGACCCAAGAUCGAUCGGGGAAGCAUUGCUAUGACUACUACCCGCAUCCACAACGAGCACAUGCACAAGAAGGACACCUACAAGGAGAAGGAGGACAACAAGGAGAAGGACAACUACAAGGAGAAGAAGGACAACUACAAGGAGAAGGAGGACAACAAGGAGAAGGACAAGCAGUACGACAACGUCAAGGACCAGGAGGACAAGGACCACAAGGUAUAGCCGCGCCAGUUCUACGAGAACUACCACAUCUUCGCAAUAUUAAAGGAAUUAGAAAGGAGGUUGACGAGAUAGUUCGGCAAAAUUUUACAAAUUUCACCUCUGGUGCUGAUCUAGGAGUUCUGGCUACUGGCACGGAGACCUGGACGCCAUCGUCAGAUUCCUCGUCGUCUCCAGGUCAUAGAAAGUUUUUACCCGCAACAACAGGUGGACGAGGACAACAACACGUGGAAGGAGACCGACCCGAAGAAGGAGGGCAUUUCCAUCCGACGAAGAAGUUAUCAGACCUUGAGGUCCCAUCGGGUGUAGAUGUUCGUGGACGAAAAGGCCGCCAACUACGUUAUUGGUCCAAAAGGUCUUCUGCCGUUUCCCCAAAGAGCACCGGAGGGGAGGAUCAUCAUGCUGAUUGCGUCAUGCUGUCGUGAUUCUUGCACGUAGUGCAUCUAAUAUACUUCCAGAUUAGAAGCUGCUUCCAUCCGGGUUCUAUGAUAGAAACAUGUCGCGAACCCGAGUGUGUGCUCCUGCAGCAACAUCUCCUACGAUAUCAAUCAGUAGCCAUGAUUCAUACACGUGCACGAAAAUGUCAUCAACGUCUUGGCUGAGGAGGAGAACAUUUCCAUUCCGUCUACUUCUCACAGGUUUUGAUUUUGAAUAUUUUGAGAAUAUUAGAAAUAUCUGAAAUAAAUAUUUAUGUUCAAGUUGCUUGAUGGUCAUGGUGCUGAUGCUGUGCCGUUGCGAAUUUCUACAUCUAUCAAUCUAAUUAUGAUCUCUACUAGCGCUCAAGGCCGAUAGAACUUGUAAGGUCGUGCAUAUAUUUUUUGAGCUUAUGCUCCUUUUUUACGCAUGAGGUAAGGCGUUCCUGGCGAUCUUCAUUAUUACACGUCGCCCCUGAAUCUGAUAGAGUUCUUCAAGAUUUAGAUUUGCGACUAUGCUAACGCUUCUUCUCUUCUGGAUUGACUAUUCUUUCUAGCUGAAUAUUGACUCUCACGACGAGCAUAUUGAGUAAUCUACUUCGAAGUGUGUGGCGUGAUCAGAGUCAGACAUAUGGUUUCUGUGGUUUGCAACUUGAGAAAAAUGCCCUUUAAUUUUGCUUUGACUUUCAUCAGCCAGGCUCAUGCAUACUGCUUAAUAGGCUUAAAAGACUUACACAUAUUUGUUGAAAAUGUUCCUCAGACGCACCAUGAUGACCAUGCAGUUGUAUUCGAAAAACAUUAUUUCCUUCCCUUUCUCCUGUGUGUCUGAGGACUAGUAACCAACAUUCACGAAAAAUCACUUAAAAAUAAAGCAUCGAUAAUAUUGGAUCUUUCUUCUGCUCUACCGCGCGCCUAGAAUAGGUCGCACUUGUCUGAAUUUAAAUCUCGAGUUUUGGAAAAUCCUAUGACACCGAAGACUCGCUAAGACUGGAGAAAUAGAAGCGGAACUGAACAAGAAUAGCAAUACCAGGUGUAGGUGGCAAGCACUCCUGGUAAUUAUCAUUUUCUUCUACUUCAGGAGUAGCUUGUAUCCGCAUCAGUGAGCAAGAG